AUGCUCGGUCUUGCCGCAUCUCCGGUCGGUAAGCGUGGCAAGGAAGCGACGCCGGGCGUCGCCACCGCCGCCGCGGGCGGCGCGAACAGGGGUAGCUCUCAGUCUGCCCGGAAAGAGGCGUUUCAGCAGUGGUGGGGAAAGGUGCUCAAGGCCCUCCGCAAGUGCUUCACUGCCCGAGCGUCUCCGGGGUCUACCCGCUGCGCGAGGUCUCCCGGGUCUACCCGCAGCGGUGGCAUUCGCAGCCGCACAGCAUCCGCGGCUUCCCGCUCGAGCAGCCUCGGCGGGGACGAGGAGCGUCUUCCGCUGAUCAUCGGAGGUGGAGCUGUCAUGCCUAGCUCCCACGGCAGCCUUCCGACGACCACCGCCGCCAACACCCUCAGCAACAACAACCUGAGCAGCAGCGGCGGCAGCCUUGGGCGUUUGGGUGCCGGCAGUGGCCUCGGUGGGAGCGGCAACAGCGGCGGUAGGGCCAUUUUCUCGAAGCCCGCCAAGACCGUGAGCUUCGCAGGGGACGACGACGACGCCGAUGACGAUGUCUCGGGCAGCAGCACCGGUCGCCCCGGUAGCCCCGUGCCGUCUCUCGGCCGAAACGGCAUCGACGGCAUCAACGGCGACAGCAGGGGCAGAGCCGCCUUGGAAGAGGUUAGCCCCGAGGGCUCCCCUCUCAGGGGCGGCAGCAGGCGGUCGCCGUUGUCCCGGCGAGGCACGAGCUACGGUGCAGCCGGCGCGGGGCCGAGGACUAUCGGUGGCGCGGUAGCGGCCGUGGAGGCGGGAACGGUGACUGACGCGGGCGAGGUUUUGGGUGCUGGAGACAGCCGGGGGCAGGACGAAACGGCGGGGGGCGCCGCGACCGUGAGCGGGGGUACGGGGUCGCUGGCGGGGGGGGGGGGGGCGGAGGAGCCGGACUCGGCCGAGGAAGGCGAGCUGAUAAGCUUUCUCGUGCUGGACUGCUCCAAGGUCACGAACGGCUUGUUCCUACACGUUACCCAUGCCCCAAGGAGCGAAGGUGCCCAGGCUGGCCUGACGGAGAGGAUGGAGACCCUCCUCAGCAUUCACAAGGCCAUCGGGCUCGAGAAUGUCGCCGUCUUCAAGACGUUCUUCACGGCUGUAGACUGGUGCGAGACCCAGCUGAUCCGGUCUCUUGAUGCCUACGAGGAGGACGGGAAUGCCAGCUUCUGGGCUACGAGCCACUUCUCCAGACGCGAAAGCUUCAAGAGUACGGCGGUUAACAUCAAGCACCUCUUGAGGCAGGUCUUGGAGCUGCCGGAGUCUGCUUCGGCUGUCGACGGGAUCGAGAGGUAUUGCUCAGAGGAGGAAUACCAUGCCGGAGAGUUGAUAUUCUCGCCCGGAGAUGAAGCUGACAGCUUUUAUGUGGUCACGGAUGGACAGGUGAUGGUGGAGAAGUCUCCCGACGGGUCUUCAAGGCCGCAGGAGCUACGCGGACGGGAGGACAGAACAAGAGCAAACAGCGCCGCAAGGGCGGGGGGACAGGUCCUUUUCAACGUCGGCGCUAUUUUCGGCUACGUGGACUACCAGCUCGAAGAGCGACGGGCCCAUUCGGCGAUAGCCGUGACGGACGCUGUCGUCACGGUGUUCCCAAGAGCUCACCUUGACAGGAUGAUGGAAGAGAAUCCGCGACUGCUUUGCCUCUUGGAGAGGAGCGUCAUGAAGCACCUAGCGCUAGAGCUCAGCAAUCUACCGGUCUAGCCCAACUCAGCGUCACCCGGCUCUUUGCCUAAGCUUUCUUUUUGUUUGGUAUAGGCCAUCUAGCUCUAGGAUGGUGGCAAACCGGUGUAUCAAGGAACAUGUUGCUCCCAUUACUCGUGAUGUCUGUGUCCUGA
This is a messenger RNA of Ectocarpus sp. CCAP 1310/34, 1841 nucleotides long. The record is from the annotation of a GenBank genome assembly. Lineage: Eukaryota; Phaeophyceae; Ectocarpales; Ectocarpaceae.